Messenger RNA from Saccharomyces paradoxus, 1284 nucleotides. RefSeq names its product putative glucosidase SUN4 (gene SUN4). The record is from RefSeq and is a predicted model, not a curated record. Gene Ontology annotation, cellular component: fungal-type cell wall; cell surface. Gene Ontology annotation, biological process: fungal-type cell wall organization. Bases 1 to 1284 code for a protein of 427 amino acids. The transcript has a single exon. Lineage: Eukaryota; Fungi; Ascomycota; Saccharomycetes; Saccharomycetales; Saccharomycetaceae.
AUGAAACUUUCCGCCGCCACUUUAACCGUCGCUUCAUUGAUCGGUUGCAGCACCAUCGCUUCCGCUUUGCCGUAUGCGGCAGAUAUUGACACUGGAUGUACUACUACUGCCCAUGGUUCCCACCAGCAUAAGAGAGCCGUUGCUGUUACGUACAUUUACGAAACGGUCGUUGUCGAUAAAAACGGUCAAACCGUCACCCCAUCUUCAACUGAAACCUCUCCUACAUUUUCUUCCACUACCACUUUGGUUCCUGAAUCCUCGGUUGCCAAGUCAUCUGCCAAAGUUGCUUCUUCCUCAGGAGUUACUGAACAAGCUUCCAGCACUGUUAUCACUUCGUCUUCUGCUUUAGCGACUUUUACAUCUUCAGAAGCUUCCACCAUUGAAUCUUCUGUAUCCGUUUCAACUUCCGGGGCAGUCGCCACAUCUUCUGCUGUUUCCAGUGCUUCUUCUAGCGCAAGUGGAAGCAUCUACGGUGAUUUGGCUGAUUUUUCAGGUCCAAAUGAAAAAUUUGAAGACGGCACUAUUCCAUGCGACCAAUUUCCAUCCGGCCAAGGUGUUAUUCCCAUCAGCUGGUUGGAUGAAGGUAGCUGGUCCGGUGUUGAGAACAGUGAUACUUCUACUGGCGGUUCAUGUAAAGAAGGGUCUUACUGUUCGUACGCUUGUCAACCAGGUAUGUCCAAGACACAGUGGCCUUCCGACCAACCAUCUGAUGGUAGAUCCAUUGGUGGUUUAUUGUGUAAGAAUGGCUACUUGUACCGUUCAAACACGGAUACAGACUAUUUAUGUGAGUGGGGCGUUGAUGCCGCUUACGUCGUCUCUGAAUUGAGCGAUGACGUUGCUAUAUGUAGAACUGAUUACCCGGGUACUGAAAACAUGGUAAUUCCGACCUAUGUACAAGCUGGCGACUCUUUGCCCUUGACGGUCGUUGACCAGGAUACUUACUAUACUUGGCAAGGGUUGAAGACAUCCGCGCAAUACUACGUUAACAAUGCCGGUAUAUCUGUCGAAGAUGCUUGUGUUUGGGGUUCUUCAAGCUCAGGUGUCGGUAAUUGGGCUCCAUUGAACUUUGGUGCAGGUUCUUCUGACGGUGUUGCCUACCUUUCUUUGAUCCCUAAUCCAAACAACGGUAACGCGUUGAAUUUCAAUGUCAAGAUUGUUGCCGCUGAUGACUCUUCUACAGUCAUCGGUGAAUGUAUCUAUGAAAACGGUAGCUUCAGCGGUGGUUCCGAUGGUUGCACCGUUUCUGUUACCGCUGGCAAGGCCAAGUUUGUUCUAUACAACUAA